Drosophila willistoni is the source of this 1114-nucleotide messenger RNA. Its product is annotated as trypsin-1-like. NCBI's taxonomy places the organism in Eukaryota, Metazoa, Arthropoda, Insecta, Diptera, Drosophilidae. Gene Ontology annotation, biological process: proteolysis. The coding region runs from base 55 to 1098 and encodes 347 amino acids. Gene Ontology annotation, molecular function: serine-type endopeptidase activity. The record is from RefSeq and is a predicted model, not a curated record. The transcript has 3 exons.
AUCAUUGAUUUUGAAUACAAUCACAUCAAGUAAAUAUAUAAUGUUAGAUCCAAAAUGUUUUUAACCAAAUUUUUUGUAAGCUUUAUUUUAUUAUCGCUAUUUGGCAACAAUAAUAUUUCUGGGCAAUGGAACAGUGCAAGCACCGACAAUCGAGUAGACGGUAAGGCAUACGACAACAACGACGUUGACAAUGGAACGGAUAUGCUUUUAGUGAACCUGCUACCCUUGAAGUCCUUGUCGGACUACAGGACAUUAGAUCGUAGGCAAGGCAAGCGAAAUGCCACCGUGGAAGAUGAGUUUGAAUUUCUCAUCAGUGGUGGAUAUAGGCCAAAAACAAAUACUCUGGUUCAAUUCAUUGUAUCUUUGCGCACUUCACAAGGCGAGCAUUUCUGCGCUGGUUCAAUUAUCUCCAAAAAUGUAAUACUAACAGCGGGCCACUGUCUGUCUAUGCCAACACAGAAAAUAUUUACACCCCAAGAAUUAAUAGUUGUGGCUGGAACUUCACGUCGUCUUUUGAAAUCUGCAAAUACUCAAACAUUGUCUGUGCAGAAGGUUAUACCGCAUCCAAAAUUCGAUUUAACUACACUUGAAAAUGAUAUUGGUAUUUUGAAGCUAAAGGAUGACAUAAUAGUUAAUGAGGGAUUUGUAAACAUUAUAUCGAUGGCAGAUUCUGAACGAAAUAUUGGCACAAAAUGUAAUAUUAUUGGAUGGGGUAAAAUUACAGCGCAUGGUCCUAUGCCCGAUGAAGUUCUUACUGCCGAUAUGACUAUUAGAGAUGAAUCGGAAUGCACUUAUGAAGGAGGUCCUAUCCCGAAAACUGAUAUUUGCGCCGAAAAUGAAAAUGAUUUUGAGAUUAGUGCCUGCAGUGGUGACUCUGGUGGACCACUGUUUUGUAAUAACAAACUUGUAGGCAUUGCCUCAGCUGUAACGAGCUGCGGUCAAACCAAAACGCCUACCGUGUUCACAGAUGUGUAUAAGUAUCGCAAAUGGAUUGCAGAGAAUGCGGCGGCUUCGUUCCGCCGAUCCAGUUCGAUGGUAACCAUCGAUAAGCUAAUGCUGUUGCUUUUAGCAAUUAUUAAGCUAGCAAUAACACUUUAAAAAUGAGGUAAAAGGA